AUGCCAUAUUCUCUCAAGAAUCGGAAUGUCCUGGUGACUGGUGGAUCAAGGGGUUUAGGGGCUUUCAUAUGUGAGAGAUUCGCAGAAGAAGGAUGUAAUGUGGCUGUCAACUAUAUCAGCAACAAAGAAAGAGCCAACCAAGUGGCUGAAAAGUGUAGAAGCAAGUUUGGGGUCAAUGCUGUAGUCCUUCGAGCAGACAUUAGUGUCUCCUCGGAUGCCGCUUAUCUAGUGAAGGAAACUUUGGCGCAACUUGGAGGGCUCGAUAUCAUUGUGCAUAAUGCCGGCUGGACGAGGAUGGCUGAUUUCGGCGACAUCAAUGAUCUCAGCCUCGAUGAAUGGAAUAAGUACUGGGAUAUCAAUGUUAUAUCUCAGUUAGUCUUGAUGCAAGAAGCCGUUCCAAUAUUCAACGCAAAUACGGACGGUGGGGCAUUGAUUAUUACCUCAUCAAUAUCUGGUGUAAACACUGGGGGAAGUAGCAUGGGUUAUUCUGUGGCAAAGGCGGCGGGUCUUCAUCUUAUGAAAUGUCUUGCCGUCACACAGGGACCGAAAAUAAGGAUCAAUGCCGUACUCCCAGGUCUUCUCCUAACCGAGUGGGGAAGGAGAUUCGGUGAAGAGCGAAUUGAGGCUGCUAAAAAGUCGGCUGCCUUAAAGCAGGAGACCAUGUUAGAUGAUUGCGCGGAUGCCUUCAUCUCCAUUGCGAAAAACUCAUCCAUGACAGGCCAGCAGGUCGUUGUUGAUGCUGGUACCCUCAUCCGAUAG
Molecule: messenger RNA, 759 nt
Organism: Talaromyces proteolyticus
Lineage: Eukaryota; Fungi; Ascomycota; Eurotiomycetes; Eurotiales; Trichocomaceae
Product: short chain dehydrogenase
Exons: 8
Coding region: 1-759 (252 amino acids)
Molecular function (GO): oxidoreductase activity
Source: RefSeq, a predicted model, not a curated record